Messenger RNA from Mizuhopecten yessoensis (Yesso scallop), 554 nucleotides. RefSeq lists its product as uncharacterized. Lineage: Eukaryota; Metazoa; Mollusca; Bivalvia; Pectinida; Pectinidae. The record is from RefSeq and is a predicted model, not a curated record. The transcript has 4 exons. The coding region runs from base 5 to 544 and encodes 179 amino acids.
GACGAUGGUGAUGGACAUGAUAAAAGCGGCCAUGGGAUCUAAGGAGACUUACUACAGACAUGACUACAACCCCGAAUUUAUGGAUGAGCAGAGAACUAUCCUGCCCCCUAUCGGCGAAGGUCAGAAACAAACUAUGCCUGGGGAUAUGGAGAGGACAAUUGACAGGCUCAUCCUGGAGGAUCACGGAGUCCCGGGGGAGCCACAGAUGCAGUCCAUGGGGCCUAAGGCUCCACCCAAACCCGUCAUUACUGAUCAGGAUGAGUUUGAGUUCCUCCCGGAAGUGCUAGGUUUCCAGGAGGUAGGAGAACUUACGACCAAUAUCCGUCCACCAGUAAGCGAAGCAUUCAAGAAACAAUUCUCACGCCCGCCGACAAAUGCCGGAAGACGGUCCCCAAUCAAGACCGAGGCUCCACCUGCCCCAGGAACCUCGUUCCGGUUUACCACAUCCGCGCAGGGCAAAAGGGAAGAUGCUGCAGCUAACCAAUCAAAACCAGCGCCAGUAGAUCAACAACGAGCGGAUGUGACAAGCCCUAAUACAUUUUAAUAUCAAACAA